AUGAGCACAGUCAAUGUAUCCACAAGCCCUCUGGUUGCGAGCAACCCUCGUGGAAUAGUAGUUAUUGAAGGUGCUACUAUAUCACUGAGCUUUGUUGUGAUAUUCGUCUGUCUACGAAUAUGGGGUCGAUAUCGUUAUAAAACCUCGCCUGGAUCGUCUGCACCAUCAUUUGGCGAACCACGAUUUUGGAUGAUGGUUUCUGACUUGGCGAUCCUCGCCUCAUCCGUGGUUGCCGUUGUUUUGACCGUCAUUGCUUGCGUUGGGGUGAAAUGGGGACUGGGGCUUCAUGCCAAGCUACUGAGAUCGACACAACUUGAGACGACACUUCAGAUGUUCUACCUCUACCAAAUAUUCUACAAAUUUGGAGCUGGCCUCUCAAAGAUUGCGACUUGUCUACUCCUGUUGGCCAUUUCAACUCCACAAAUGAAGAAUUUCAACAGGUGUUGCAGGAUAAUGAUUAUAUACAUUGCGGUAUACUCUAUCAGCUGCUCCAUUGUCACAGCUUUCCAAUGCGGAUACAAUUUCAAGAGUAAUUGGAUUCACGGGAACGACCAGAGCCAAUGUUUCUAUAAACCCCCUUUCUGGUUCAGUCAUGCCGGCUUGAACAUUUUCGCAAGUAUAGUGGUCGCAGGUCUACCUUGGUGGUUGUUUUCCUUUGUCACUUACAAGAGAAAAUACACUAUAGCCAUGAUCAUGACGUUAUUGGCUAUUUCUGAGAUUGUCCUCGGAUGCGUGCGUUUGGAUGGACUUUACACAUCUACUCACUCUCUCAAUGAUAUCUCCUAUGGUGCUACUACCGGUAUAUUAGUCUCCCAAUUGGAAGUUAAUUUCGGCAUAAUCUCAGCCUGCAUUCCUACUGUUUUGAAGAUCAUGGAAGAUAGCAUAAAGCCCUUCUUUGGCUUCAGCUUCGGGUCCACAACCACCGAAACGGGAGUGCAUUCCCAAUCUCGAUCUCGAAAUUUAGGAGCGAUGGGUAGCCACCUGCCGACGAUAGAUAAAUCGAAGCCUCGGUCCCAAUACGAACGAUUUGGUGAUGAUGACCUUGAAAUGGAUUCGAUAAAUUCGGGAAAUAGCAGGGAAAACAUCAUUCGUGAUGAUAAAGUCCUUGAUCUAAAUAUCAAGAUUGAGACAUUUUACACUGUGGAAAGAGAACUUGACACGAAACCCGAAAAUAAUGAACGGGCAGCCCAACACUACCCCAUGUCGAUCACCCUAGUCAAUACGGAGGUCACUGCAGAUUUCUGGGCAUCUGCUGCACCGGAAGCUCCACAAAUGUCAAUAUUUAAUCCUGGAUUGGAAAUAAUGGCUCAAGAACCAGCCGCCGAAGUGUCUCAAAUGGACGAAAAAGUCUCAGAGACCAGCCAUGGGCUAGCGGUUUCUAGUCCGUCCCGAUUCGACCGAAAACUUGUUUUGAAAAUCGAUUUUUACCUUCUCACCCCCCUGCUCCUCCUAAACUUCCUGUCUCUCAUGGGCCGAACGAAUAUUGGUGCCGCCAUGGUACAGGGCCUACCGAAAGACUUGAAGCUGGACGCGAUGAAAGUCUUCCUCGCAAUCACCAUUCCCUUGGUACCGCUGAUCUUAUUUGAGGUCCCCAGCAAUCUUCUCAUGCGCUUCCUCGAAAGGAAAUAUAGCUUCUCAUAUAUGAGAUAUAUGUCUAUUAUAACUGCUCUUCUAGGUCUGGUCACUUUGGGCCAAGGCUUUGAUAAAAGCUAUUCCGCACUCUUGGCAACUCGAUUUUUGGUAGGAAUAUUUGACUCUGGACUCAUUCCCGGAUGUAUUUUCGUUUGUGCUUUGUACUACCCAGCAGUACAUUUGCAAUGGAGAGUAAGCAUGGUUAUGGUUGCAAAUAUUGCUUCGAAUAUUGUGGGGAACAUUCUUGCCUUUGGUAUUGCUCACAUCAAAAGUUCAAACGGGUACCAUGGUUGGCGAUGGAUAUUUAUCGUCGAAGGAUGUCUUACCAUGGCGAUUAGCUUUGCAUGCUUCUUUUGCAACAUUAGCAGGCCCGAAACAGCAUCAUUCCUCAGCGACGAGCAGAAGGAGAUCAUCGCCACCGAAGUUGAAGCCCGCACAACAACAGUCGGGAUUGCCGCCGAAUGGAAGAUCUUUUUGAGCAACGGUCUUAACUAUAUAUGGGCUGCAUGCUACGUCCUCACCUGUUCCACAACUUACUCAGUCGCCAUUUUCUCCCCGUCUUUUGUGCAGGCUUUCCAUCCACACUACACUACACCACAAGUCCAAGGCCAAGUAGUCCCUAUCUUUAUCGUAUCCGGCAUAGUCUGUCUCUUGGCUGCAUGGGCAGCUGAUCGAAUCAACCACCGCGCCGGUUUUGCCAUUGCAGGUUAUCUCGUUACAGCUAUUGGAUUCAUCAUUCUCCGACAACCAAAGAUCCUCGCGCCACGCAUCUCCAUGCUUGGACUCUACUUCGUCAGCAUGGGUACCUUCACAUCAUUACCUCUUCUCUAUAGUUUACCGAUGAUCAACUCAGCUACUCCGUUUCAGAGAGCUAUCGGAGCAGGAUUCGUGAUCGGUAUUGGAAAUGUCGGUGGAUUUGUCUCCGCGUGGCUCUUUAGAACAAGCGAGGCUCCGCAUUACAGAAAUGGAAUGACUACCUCCCUCAUCAUGACUUUAGUGGCCCUUGGUUUGAUGGCUUUUGCUUGGGUAUACAUCACCAAUGCCAACAAGAGAUCGGACAAGAAUGCCACAACGACGGAUACGGGGUCCGCUAUUGAUUCCAAGGAUAGUCCUGUAGUACGAAGAUAUAGAGCUUAA
This is a messenger RNA of Sclerotinia borealis F-4128, 2769 nucleotides long. The record is from the annotation of a GenBank genome assembly. NCBI's taxonomy places the organism in Eukaryota, Fungi, Ascomycota, Leotiomycetes, Helotiales, Sclerotiniaceae.